Molecule: messenger RNA, 672 nt
Organism: Arachis ipaensis
Lineage: Eukaryota; Viridiplantae; Streptophyta; Magnoliopsida; Fabales; Fabaceae
Product: F-box protein At2g35280-like
Molecular function (GO): protein binding
Source: RefSeq, a predicted model, not a curated record
AUGGCUGGAUCUUCCAAGACAAUCAGAAAGGAAGGGAACAUGCCCGUCGAGCAUGAAUGCCCGCUGAAUCUUCUUCCUCGCGAUAUAUGGGUGAGGAUUGCCACUAAGGUUGCAUCGAAUUCGAUUCAUGAUCUGUUCAACAUGCAGGCGACUUGCAAGGUGUGUUUGGAUGCAGCGAGUUCAGAAGCUGUGUACCAACAUGCGAUGAUGUGGUAUAUACCGUUAGUGUCCUUUUUAUUUUACCUUGAUCGACCGGAAAGGAGGUUCCUCGAUCGCUGCAUUGAAGCAGAAAAUGUGGAUGCUAUACUCUGGCAGGGGUUGGCGGAGUAUUUCUGGAUUGCCCGCCGUGGCAUUGGGAUGGAACUGCUUUUUAGGGCCUCGACGGAGGGCAGCAUCGACGCAGGUUACCUGUUUGCAAUGUUGCUACUGUGUGAUCACGAAGACGAAGAAGAACUACAAAUGGAUGUUGAAAUGGAGUUCUUCACGGACAUUUUCUGGGAGCGAUGGGUUGAUGAGAGACCAUCGGAUCCGGGACAUGCCGUGGCUUGUCGGUCCACAACUUGCACUACCCGCGGCACCAUUCCUGGUGUGAAUGAUGUGUCCCGUGUCUCGUGUGUAUACUACCUGGCGGAUUAUGAGGUCAGGGUUUUCUUGGAGAUGAUUAGAUUUUAG